Messenger RNA from Venustampulla echinocandica, 2757 nucleotides. Its product is annotated as putative PRM10 Pheromone-regulated protein. The record is from RefSeq and is a predicted model, not a curated record. Bases 1 to 2757 code for a protein of 918 amino acids. NCBI's taxonomy places the organism in Eukaryota, Fungi, Ascomycota, Leotiomycetes, Helotiales, Pleuroascaceae. Gene Ontology annotation, biological process: transmembrane transport. The transcript has 5 exons. Gene Ontology annotation, molecular function: transmembrane transporter activity.
AUGUCCAACGAAGACCGCACCACAAAUGAUGGAGGGCGACACCAUCACCGAGAAUAUAGCGAACAUUCGGGGGCACCAUUCCCAGCCGUCACGCCGAUUCCUAGCCCGGUGAAUGAGGAAGAAGUUGAACCGUACCUCCAGCAAGGAUAUAGCGAGAGUCCCCCGCAGCAUCACAGCGGAGACUCGACUCCAGAUCCAAGCAGACCGACGAGCUCAGGUGGGACUCCACUCCCAAAACACCGAGGGAGGGUACGGUUCAACAGCAAGAGCGAAGUCAACGAUGGCACAAAUAGGAAGGCAAGAUCCCCGUUGCGAGACGAGCCCGAAUCACCUCGUAAAAUCACAAGUCCGAAGUUCCCUAGGAUGAGCCCAGCGCACUCGAGAAACAGUAGUCUCGCGAGCAAUACAGGACGUGCUCCUCAAAAAGAGAGGGAGAAUUCAUCCGCGGACUCCAGCCCAGACCAUAUCUCGAGACCAAGGCCAAGCGUGCUGAGACAGUCGAGCUAUAAUGCCGAACCAGAGCCUGUGGAAGACGAGAAUGAAAAGGUAUUUUCGGCGUUAGCAGCCCAGGAGCGUGCACAGAGGAUUGCCUCUCUGGUGGGGAGCCAUUCUGCUCCGGCAUCGAGAAGGAACAGCCUAGAAUCGGACGAGGAAGACUCACGCCCAGUGAGGCGGCCAAGCAGGCCAAGCAGAUCAGGCGGUUAUCCAGUCAAGUUUGAUGAUAUUCCAUUGAUGGACAUGGACCACGUCUCGACUUACGAGGGCAGGGCCAUCGAAGGAAGUGACCAGGAGGAAUUUGCACGUCAGGAAAAAGUACGCAAGCCAUCCAACAGCUCAGAGGCCCAUAAGUUGGUCCGAGGGCAUACGAGAAAAUCAUCGGUAAAUACAGCCGCUACAACUGGUGUGUCGUCAGGGCAAGUCACUCCAAUGAAUCACCGAGGAUAUGAGAACUAUAUACCGAGGCCACAGCAAUAUCGAGGCGGGGUUCUUGGGUCACUUUUAAAGCUUUACAACCCAUCUCAGGGUAGUCGAUCCCGGAGGGGUAGCGUUGAGACGGAUCCAGGCACGGUCACUUCUGUGGGAUCGUCAGGGAGGACAACGCCGAAGGGCAGGCCAGUUAAGUGGUACAAUCACAAAAAUCAAUCGCAAGACACAUUAUCUGGUCUUGUGGGAUCUUCCAUGGCUUUGGGGGCUCAAGGAGGUGUCCCGGUCACCAAGCCAAAACUGCCAAGCCCAGGGAAAAGGUCUUACAGUAAAAAAGCCGAAUCGGCGAAGAACAGACUUAGUUGGAAGCCCAGGCUCGAGGAUGAGAUCAGGAUUACCGUGCAUAUUGCAGAGACUAUCAGCCGGCAAAAGUACCUCAUGAAGUUAUGUCGAGCGCUCAUGAGCUAUGGUGCUCCCACUCACCGACUGGAGGAAUAUAUGAAGAUGAGUGCCCGAGUGCUCGAGAUUGAUGGCCAAUUCCUCUAUAUUCCUGGCUGUAUGAUUAUCUCCUUUGAUGAUGCAUCAACCCAUACGACCGAAGUCAAACUAGUCAGGACCGCUCAGGCUGUAGAUCUUGGAAAGCUGAAGGAUACACAUGAGAUUUACAAGGAAGUUGUUCACGAUGUUAUUGGGGUAGAAGAAGCCAUGCAGAGACUUGAGACGAUCAUGAAAGCUAGGCAGAAGAACAAUGCCUGGCUCCUGGUCCUAGUAUAUGGCUGUGCCAGUGCUUGUGUUGGACCCUUUGCUUUCCAAGCCCGAUUCAUCGACAUGCCAAUAUCAUUUAUUCUGGGCUGUUUCCUUGGAUUCCUUCAGCUUAUUGUAGCACCGGCAUCCCAGCUAUACAGUAACGUGUUUGAGAUCUCAGCUGCAGUAAUUACUUCUUUCCUUGCGCGAGCAUUUGGGUCUAUAAAGGGAGGCGACAUUUUCUGCUUCUCUGCUCUUGCACAAUCCUCGAUUGCACUCAUUCUACCGGGAUACAUGGUACUCUGCGCAUCUCUCGAGCUUCAAUCAAAAUCAAUGGUCGCCGGGUCUGUCCGGAUGGUCUAUGCAAUCAUAUAUGCUUUGUUCCUUGGUUUCGGUAUCACCAUUGGGACAGCAUUCUAUGGACUUAUGGAUAAGAACGCCACAUCAAGCACGACAUGCCAUAAUCCACCAAAUCAGUAUCUCAAAUGGGUCUUCGUGCCCCCUUUCACCCUUGCAUUAUGUAUAAUUAAUCAAGCAAAAUGGAAGCAGAUGCCCGUCAUGCUCAUCAUCUCAUUCGCGGGCUACGUCGUCAAUUUUUUCAGCGCAAGAGCGUUUCCCUCCUCAGCGCAAGUCUCCAAUGCUCUCGGUGCGUUAGCAGUCGGCGUUCUGGGAAACCUCUAUUCGCGCAUACGCCAUGGGCUCGCCGCAGCAGCUUUGCUACCCGCUAUUUUUGUUCUGGUUCCUUCGGGGCUUGCGGCUUCGGGUUCCUUGUUGGAGGGAAUUAGCCGUGCGGAUCAGAUCACGAAUACUUCGACAUAUGCGAAUGGUAGUUCAAAGGCCUAUCCGACGGCACCUUCCGCAGACCUCAACAGCAUUGUUUUCAAUGUUGGGUAUAGCAUGAUCCAAAUCGCCGUCGGCAUUACUGUGGAGGACGAUGCGAAGAGUCAGGAGAGAGAUGAGAGUUACUUUGGGUCUGUGUUUGUACUUAGCAGAAAAGAUGACGGUACGGGGACAAGGAGUCGUUUGUAUGAAUUCUGUACCUGGCAACAGGACGAUGAUACAGCUAUCUGGCCUAUCUACACAAAUUAA